AUGCGGGAGCAAAUUCUCCAAAAUGAUGAUCUGGUGCUCUACGAAGAGUUGGGCCGGCGCCCGACGUGGAAUCAGAAUCUCCUCGGUACCUGGCACCACGUCACAGCGGACCCAAAGAAUAUACAGGCUAUACUUGCGACGCAAUUCAAGGAUUUUGAGCUUGGCCCUUUCCGGCGUAAUAUGUUCAAUCCGGUUAUUGGGAAAGGCAUCUUUACUACCGAUGGAAUGGAUUGGCAACACUCUCGCUCCCUCCUUCGUCCCCAAUUCACUCGAGGUCAAGUUGCCAAUCUGGAGCUGGAGGAACGUCACGUCCAACACCUCCUCGAUCGGCUCCCAAUUCAAUCCGACUCGUGGACAUGCACCGUGGAUUUGGCGCCCUUGUUUUUCAAUCUGACUCUUGACUCCGCAACUGAAUUUCUCUUUGGACAGAGUGUAAAUUCCCAAAUUGCUUCAUCGAAAGAAUAUCAGGGUCUCAAGCCUGGGGAAUCUACACAAGAUGGUCUGCCCGACGGAUACUCCUUUGGUCAGGCGUUUGACCGAGCCAAUGGAGUGGUUGCAUACCGAGGUAGGUUGAUGAGUCUGUACUUCCUCUACAAUCCGGCACAAUUUCGCAAAGACUGUGCAGAGAUCCAACGCUUUGCCCGUUAUUAUGUCAACCUUGCUCUUACUGGGGGCCUGCAGUCGGGGGAGGACAAAUCAGCCCCAGGGGACCAGAAUGACUCUGGCUAUGUAUUUCUUCGGGAAGUUGCCAAGGAAACAAAAGAUCCCGAAGAGCUUCGUACCCAACUUCUCAACAUUCUACUGGCAGGUAGAGACACUACUGCAGGUCUUCUAGGAUGGACGUUCUAUCUACUCUCUCGUCAUGUGGAUGUUUACGAAAAGCUGCGUACCGUUAUCAUUGAAACAUUUGGGGGGUUCUCCGGUAACACGACUAUUACUUUCGAGUCCCUGAAAUCAUGUUCCUACCUGCAGAAUGUUUUGUCUGAAGUUCUACGACUCCAUCCAGUUGUCCCUGAGAAUGGCCGCCGCGCGGUCCGAAACACCACGCUCCCUCGAGGAGGCGGCCCAGAUGGUACAUCGCCAGUCUACAUCCGCGCUGGAGAGGAGGUUGCCUACAACGUGCAUGUUAUGCAUCACCGGAAGGAUAUCUGGGGGGAUGAUGCGGACGAAUUUCGCCCUGAAAGGUGGACCGGACGCAAACCGGGAUGGGAGUUUUUGCCAUUUAACGGUGGACCGAGGAUUUGCUUGGGACAGCAAUUUGCCCUCACAGAGGCUGGAUACGUCGUCGUGCGGAUGCUUCAGCGAUUUGACAGAGUGGAAAACAUGGACAUGUCAACUGUUGUCAAACAUAAAUACACGUCGACAACUGCCCCAGUUCAGGUCCUCGUGCGGCUACAUGGCAGUUCCCAAUAG
Aspergillus udagawae is the source of this 1413-nucleotide messenger RNA. RefSeq names its product cytochrome P450. The record is from RefSeq and is a predicted model, not a curated record. The transcript has 2 exons. Gene Ontology annotation, molecular function: iron ion binding; heme binding; oxidoreductase activity, acting on paired donors, with incorporation or reduction of molecular oxygen, reduced flavin or flavoprotein as one donor, and incorporation of one atom of oxygen. Bases 1 to 1413 code for a protein of 470 amino acids. Lineage: Eukaryota; Fungi; Ascomycota; Eurotiomycetes; Eurotiales; Aspergillaceae.